AUGGACUCGGUCGUCGAUGUCGCCGACGCAAGCAAGGCGCUCGACCUAUCGCGAAUCCGGUUCCAGUUAAUCCGCCUCGAGGACACCAUCACCUUCCACCUCAUCGAGAGGGUCCAGUUUGCCUUGAACAAGACAAUCUACACCCCCGGCGCCAUCCACAUCCCCAACAGCGACCUCAGCUUCUUCGACUGGUACUUCUGCGAGCAGGAGAAGCUGCAGUCGCUGAUACGCCGCUACGAGUCCCCCGACGAAUACCCCUUCUUCCCCGAAGCCCUCCAGAAGCCCAUCCUCAAGCCCCUCAACUACCCCAAGAUCCUCCACGCAAACACCGUCAACGUCAACGCAAAGAUCAAGCACUUUUACAUUGAAAAGUUCCUUCCCGCCGUCUGCCCCGACUUUGGCCGUCAGGACCGCGGCGAGUCGGAGGAAAACUACGGAUCCACCGCCACCUGCGACUUUGCCUGCCUCCAGGCUCUCUCUCGCCGCAUUCAUUUCGGCAAGCUCGUCGCCGAGUCAAAGUUCCGCUCGGACCCCGAAAAGUACACGCGUCUCAUCAAGGCCGCCGACCGCCAGGGCAUCGCAGACUCCAUCACAAACGCGGCCGUCGAGCAGUCCAUCUUUGAACGCCUCCGCCUCAAGGCCCUCACCUACGGCAAGGACCCCGCCGCUCCCGACGGCUCAGAGGGUCCCACGAAGAUUGACGUCGACGCCGUCGUUGCCAUGUACAAAGACUUUGUCAUCCCCUUGACCAAGGAGGUCGAGGUCGAGUAUCUGAUGCAGAGGUUGGAGCCCGACGCAUAG
This is a messenger RNA of Hirsutella rhossiliensis, 801 nucleotides long. Its product is annotated as chorismate mutase. Gene Ontology annotation, cellular component: cytoplasm. Gene Ontology annotation, biological process: chorismate metabolic process; aromatic amino acid biosynthetic process. The record is from RefSeq and is a predicted model, not a curated record. Gene Ontology annotation, molecular function: chorismate mutase activity. NCBI's taxonomy places the organism in Eukaryota, Fungi, Ascomycota, Sordariomycetes, Hypocreales, Ophiocordycipitaceae. The transcript is spliced from 3 exons. Bases 1 to 801 code for a protein of 266 amino acids.